Messenger RNA from Tigriopus californicus, 2444 nucleotides. Its product is annotated as D-2-hydroxyglutarate dehydrogenase, mitochondrial-like. Gene Ontology annotation, molecular function: FAD binding; catalytic activity; protein heterodimerization activity. Gene Ontology annotation, cellular component: mitochondrion. The record is from RefSeq and is a predicted model, not a curated record. The coding region runs from base 363 to 2369 and encodes 668 amino acids. NCBI's taxonomy places the organism in Eukaryota, Metazoa, Arthropoda, Copepoda, Harpacticoida, Harpacticidae. The transcript has 10 exons.
CUCAAUAGCUAAUGGUGGCAACUUCGGAUAAUGACUACGACAUGUGUUAACAGAUAUCUUUUUUAUCCCGCUGUUGACAGUUCUUCGAUUUUUCACAUCGUUUGUUGGGUGAUUGAAUGAAGGAAAAAAAACCGUUUUGGCUUUGUUGCUUUUUAUUUUGACAUCUAUUUUCACAAGACCUAAGGACUACGAAUCCCUACAAGAACUCGAGCUUUUUGUAGCUCGAGACGAGAUUCGAAACCAUCCCUAUCUUUGUUUUGUUAUGGUCAAGAAGCUAUACACUCACUGAAAGAGACUUUGAUCCACUCAUUAUGUAAUGCUAGCCCAAGAUUCCUAAUAUCGUGGCCGAGUGUGUUACAACCAUGUUGGGAAGGUCAGCAAGGCAGAUCCGGUCAAUGCUACGGGCUCGGUCAUCGGUUAGUUUAUCCACUGGUCAAGACGUCGAAUUAACAAGUCAGCGAUAUCCUGAUUUAAGACGAAAGCCCUUUGGCCAGGUCGGACCCUCCGAAAUAGCCCGUUUCCAAGCGAUACUGGACUCGAAUCGAGUCAUCACCGAUCCCACUGAACUAGAUGGAUAUAAUACCGAUUGGAUGAGGAUCUCUAGAGGUCAAGGUCAAGUGGUGCUCAAGCCCAAAACCACGGCUGAAGUCUCGCAAAUCCUGCGGUAUUGUUCUGAGCAGAAUUUAGCUGUCUGUCCUCAAGGAGGCAACACCGGAUUAGUGGGCGGGUCUAUUCCCGUGUUCGAUGAAGUGAUAGUCAAUACUUCGCUCAUGAAUAAAAUUGAGAGCUUGGAUAUCAAUUCGUCCGUGGUGACGGUUCAAGCCGGAGUGAUAUUGGAGCAAUUGGAUCGCCAUCUGGCAGAUCAUGAUUUAUUGGUCCCAUUGGAUUUGGGAGCCAAGGGUAGUUGUCAGAUUGGGGGCAAUGUGUCUACCAAUGCUGGAGGGUUGAGACUGUUGCGAUACGGGAGUUUGCAAGGUUCGAUCUUGGGAUUGGAAGUGGUUCUGCCCAAUGGCGAGAUCCUGGAUUGCUUGAGCCAAUUGAAGAAGGAUAAUACGGGAUAUCACCUGAAACAUCUCUUCAUUGGAUCCGAGGGCACUUUGGGAUUUGUUACCAAAGUGGCAAUCCAAUGUCCACCCAGACCGAAAGCGGUGAAUGUGGCUUUCCUGGGUAUGACCUCGUUUGAGAGUGUGUUGAGGACAUUUAAAGAGGCAAGGUCGAAUUUGGGCGAGAUCCUGUCAUCAUGCGAGUUCAUUGAUGCCGAAGCCAUGAAGUGUGUGACCGGGAACCUUGAGUUGACUUGUCCCAUUGAUCCUCAAGCCUUCUACAUGCUUAUUGAAACUUCGGGAUCCAGAUCGAACCACGAUGAAGAGAAACUCACCGAGUUUCUCGAGGCCUUAAUGUCAGAUGGAACCGUUGUGGAUGGAACCGUGGCUUCUUCAGAGGCUCAAAUCCAAAAAAUCUGGCCGUUACGCGAACGACUCGCGGAAGCCCUACUUCGAGAUGGAUAUUGCUACAAAUACGACAUCUCUUUACCUCUAGACGUGUUUUAUGACAGCGUAAUAGCAAUGAAAGAGCGAUUGGGAUCGCGAGUGAUUCGCUGCAUCGGAUAUGGCCACGUGGGAGAUGGAAAUAUGCAUUUAAACAUCACCACCAAGGAAUAUGAUGACCAGGUUAUGCAACUCAUUGAGCCGUUUCUUUACGAGUGGACCAGUCACCACAAGGGCAGCAUCAGUGCCGAACAUGAGUUCGCUUCUUGGUUCAUCAUGAGUCGUGAGCGUGAACCUGAGAACCCCGAGGAUGAUAUCACGAUCCCGCGGGCCGCUAUGAACAAGAUGAUCAAGGAGUUGUGUCCGAAUACGCGAGUGGCCAAUGAUGCCCGGGAAUUGAUCUUGAACUGCUCAACCGAAUUCAUUCAUCUGCUGAGUUCGGAAUCUAACGAAAUGUGCAACAACCAACUGAAGAAAACCAUCAGUGCCGAACACGUGCUUAUGGCCCUAGAUUCUUUGGGCUUCAGCGAUUUCAAGAAGGACUGCGAAGAAGUGCUCACGGAGUGCAAGGACGUGGCAGCCAAACGAAGGCGCCAGAGUACCAGACUCGAGAAUCUCGGCAUCCCUGAAGAGGAGCUGUUACGCCAACAACAGGAACUCUUUGCCCGUGCUCGUGCGGCGGCUGCCGAGCAAGAUAUGCAGAUGCAAUUGCAAAACCAAGCCAAUCCGGAGAAUCCCACCAACCACUUGGCCAUGCCUGGCCAUCAAGCUCCUUCCACCUCAUCCAUCCUGCCCCCUCCUACACCUCUUCCGCAGCCCAGUCUCAAUUUGGGGAGUUCCAAUUCCACACAUGCUGACAACGACGAGGACGACUACUCCUGAGCCAAUACAAGCCACACAAAAAAACACAUUUAAUCAUCGAUGUAAAAAAUAUAAAACUAUUAAAACCGAACAGAA